Molecule: messenger RNA, 2514 nt
Organism: Trichosporon asahii var. asahii CBS 2479
Lineage: Eukaryota; Fungi; Basidiomycota; Tremellomycetes; Trichosporonales; Trichosporonaceae
Product: siderophore-iron transporter
Exons: 5
Coding region: 1-2514 (837 amino acids)
Biological process (GO): transmembrane transport
Molecular function (GO): transmembrane transporter activity
Source: RefSeq, a predicted model, not a curated record
AUGACGGGUGUCUUCUCCCAUCUUUUGAUUUUCAACGAUGAACUCAUUCCACGAUACCCGAAGCCAGGCAAAGCAAUGGAUCACCCUAUUCCGUUGACCGACCUCGGUGUCCGGCCAGAUGGUUUCGACGCCCCGCAAUCUGUCCAGCAAGAUGGCCAGUCCCGAAGGACUACUUUGGCCGUAACACCCAAUCACGCAGACACCAAUCCGCAACGAGACUGUUCUCAACCGUCUUCCUCACAGGCAGACACUCAUCAGCAAGGGGUUGUGUCCGAUACGAUGGAAGCGGGAGACAGUGGCAUUCACAAUCAGUGUAGCGCUCCGGACGUUCGCGUUGCGCUUCAACCUCCUAGCGACCUGUCAGCCAGGUGUCCAGAUAUCCAGCCACAGGAGGGUGCCCGAGCUAUCCACGUCGCUCAUGGCAGCAACAUCGUAUCUGCUGGGCCGCCUAUUGAGCAAGAUGCCACCCCAAAGUCUGAUCAAAUCGACUGCGACAAGCUUUUCCAGCAAUUCCGGAUGACCGACGAAAUCCGCGCUCUGCAGCCCUGGAUUACAGCCCUUUGGCGUGAGGGCGUUGCUGUAACAGAGUGCCAUAGGUUCGGACGAUUUGAUGACAUAGCGGACUCGUUGGCCAGGGACUAUGGACAGGCGUCAGGAGCCACCCAAGAUCGACGCCAAGUGCUCAGUGAUUUCUUCGCAGCUCUUGAAGAUGUAAACUACUGCGCACUUCAAGUCCAGCGUACGAGUGGGCACUUAUCCAUCUGGGCGCGCAAAUGCGGAGGUGGAAUGUCGGAGAAGCCGUGGAAUCGGGGCAAAUUGAGUGUGCUGAUCACAUUGAUCUGGGUUACAUGCGCGGCCAACGCUUUCCAACACAGCAUUAUAUGGAAUGGUGUGGUCACGCCCUCCAUUGCUCUGUUUGAUGGAGAGCAGAAACGAAAUGCGGCAUUUGUUGUCGCUGACUUCGUGACCGUCGCCUCUUGUCUAGCGAUGGCUGUCGCCUCCGAGUUUCUCAGCCGCGCUCAAGGGCUUACUGUGGCACUCGGCUUCGCGGUAUUGGGCCUCGUGCUCUUUGCAGUAACUCGAAACCUGGCAACAUUGAGUGCCGGGCAGGUGUUCUACGGCAUUGGCUUCACGGGAAUUCGGCUGAUCGUCACGAUUCUGGUGUCUGACACUAUAAGUUUAAGAAAUCGUUCCCUCGCCUACGCCGUUGUCUUCACCCCAUGGGCUCUUACAGCCUUCUCGGUACCCGCCUUACGCAGAGAUUCUCAAAGCUCAGAGAUGCGUCCUGCAAUUGCCGCAUUUGCUGGGAUAGUGCCUGUACUAGCCCAGCUGGCUGAAAACGGUUGUGGUGAGAAUCGCCAGCAAAUCGAACUCCACCGGUUCGAAUUGGCGGCAAGAGGAGAGUGUAUUGCGGCCGCUUCAAGGGCGGAUGAUUUUAGGAACCUGUGCUCUAUGUCUGCUCUGGAGACCACCAACUUGCACCCCUAUCUUCAGGUAUCAUUGGGUUUGUCAAAGUCGAACGCUCGCCACAUCACCUCGGCGACUACCGUUGUCGAGGUGGUGGCGAUGCUUUUCGUCGGCAGCUAUAUCCGCCGGUUCGGACAUGUGACACCUUUCAUCAGGUAUGCUGUUCCCUGUUACAUCGUAGGAGGAAUCAUCAUGGUCUGCGCUCCAAAGGGCGAGCCUGUCGUCGGCAUUGUGCUCUUCGCUGUCGGGCAAUCCAUUAUGGCCGUUUCACGUUCGUCAUUUCAAGCUGUGAAGGAAGUAGCCGUGCUGUACUACGCCUCAGCAGAUGACAGCGCCGUCAUCCUUGCUUUCCUUAGUCUGGCUGAGAGGCUCGGCGGAAUGGUCGGAGCUACUGUUUCCGACAAGAUGUGGACCAGCGUUCUACCGAACGGCCCAAAGAGGUAUCUUUCCGCUGAAGCUGUCCUGAGCGCCGAAAGAACCCAUCCUCUGCUUAAGCAGCAUCUCUCGUACGCUAUUGGAAGUAGGGAGAGAUCUGCAAUUCAACAAGCAUACAACGACGUUCAGCGCAAUUCUCUCAUCGCCAGCUGCGUUGUCAUGGCUAUCGGUAUCGCUUGUGUGCUGGUCCUUCACGAUAUCAACAUCCUGGUCCCUCCGCCCCGACCCCAUUUCGCCCCUCUUAAAGGUCGUCGUGAUCUCGGACCCAAAGUCGAUCUGCCUACGCCGCCCCAGACCAGUAUCCAACCUGGACUGUUCAAACUACGCAAAUUGGCGGCCUCGAUGCAGAAAUCCUACAUAGCGAAUUACGAGUCGGUCCUCCAGCUCAGAGACGAGAUUGCGAACUCCACGACUCCGACUCCACAAUAUGUGGCUGACGCCUUCAGUUCUGAAAUGAGCCAAUUCCAGAUUGACAUAAGAAGCCUUGUGAUCACCCUGGAGCUACUGCAGUUCUUGGCAAGUACUCGGGAGCUGAACGAGUACCUCCCGCACAUCCCGGAUGCAGAGACGCCAGCUCCGGCCGAGUCCAGACACUUCUGUGUUAUCCAGUAG